AAGUAAAGGGAUGUGAUGAAGACUCACUUUUAAUGGGACGGCAUUACAUUACUUGUUAAUUAAUUCACUAAUUAAUUUGUUAAUCAUCUCUUUCACAUCUCUCACAGCUAUAUAAAUAGGAAUUGGAGGAACCCUGUUUGAUGAACACAACUUGAAGUUGAAGAAAAUUAUAUACUCGAUCGGUGCACUUAGAAAGUAGAAUUGCUACAUAGUGUUGAGAAAUUCGUACAUAGGAUCUUGGAAAUGGCAUCUUCCAUUCUUUUCUUCGGAUUCCUUGCUUUUUCCUUCAGCCAUGUCCUAGCAUCGGAUCCAAGCUCCCUUCAAGAUUUCUGUGUGGCAGAUGAAAACAGUAAUGUGAUAGUGAAUGGUUUGGCUUGCAAGGAUCCCAAAGAGGUUCAAGCUGAUGACUUCUCCUUCAGUGGACUUCACUUGGCAGGCAACACUUCAAAUGCUGUAGGGUCUAGGGCAACCACAGUAAACGUAGCCCAGAUACCAGGGCUUAACACACUUGGAAUCUCUCUUGUUCGCAUCGACUACGCACCAUGGGGCAUUAACCCUCCUCACACACACCCUCGUGGAUCCGAAAUCUUGACUGUCAUCGAAGGCAGUCUUGAGGUUGGGUUUGUGACAUCCAGCCCUGAAAACCGUCUCAUCAAAAAAAUUCUACAAAAGGGUGAUGUGUUUGUAUUUCCUAUUGGUCUCAUUCACUUUCAGAGAAAUGUUGGAAAUGGCGACGCCGUAGCCAUUGCAGCUCUGAGCAGCCAAAAUCCAGGCGUCAUUACCAUUGCCAAUGCGAUGUUUGGCUCCACCCCAUUGAUCCCAGGUGACAUUCUAGUGAAGGCUUUCCAGUUGGACAAGAAUGGUGUCAACUACCUUCAAUCCAGGUUCUAAACAAUGUUGACAAAAAUUCAUGGAGGCUUUGGGAUAUAAGUUGUGACCCUGUGAAGGCUUUCUUCUUUGUUGGUUUGCUUGUAACACUCCUUUGUUGAGCUUGUAUUUCUGUGUGCCUCUUUGUGGGGGAUUCAUUGAUUCUUUUUUUUUUUUUUUUUUUUGAUUAUCGUGGGGUGUCCGGGCCAGCUUGCGCGCACUACGACUAUUCCUCACAGUCCAUUGAGCAUCCUGCAAGCCCAGUGAGCAGGUAAGGCACCGCAAGGGUGACAGACGUGCACAUAGAGAAUCGAACUCGAGACGGGGGCGGAACAAGUCACACGAUUGACCACUGAUCCAGACCCUUGAUUCUUUGGUCUACUAGUUAUGUGCUUUUACACCAUUGGCACCUCUCUCUUUUGUACAAGAUGAUGAUCCAGACUAGAUUUGUUGUGAUUGCUUGUUUGAGACGUUGAUACAUGGCUUAGGCAGAAAGGGAUCGGAUUUUAUGCAUUGUGGUUGCUUUUGGAGUGUUGACAUUGUUAUAUGUUAGCAGAUAUAUAGAAGAAAUUUGUAAAAUAAUCAGAUUGUUUUAGUAAACGGCUAAAUGAUCAUCUACAGAAA
Populus nigra (black poplar) is the source of this 1491-nucleotide messenger RNA. Its product is annotated as putative germin-like protein 2-1. Bases 244 to 891 code for a protein of 215 amino acids. Gene Ontology annotation, cellular component: cell wall. The record is from RefSeq and is a predicted model, not a curated record. NCBI's taxonomy places the organism in Eukaryota, Viridiplantae, Streptophyta, Magnoliopsida, Malpighiales, Salicaceae. The transcript is spliced from 2 exons. Gene Ontology annotation, molecular function: manganese ion binding.